This is a messenger RNA of Saimiri boliviensis boliviensis (Bolivian squirrel monkey), 5021 nucleotides long. The record is from RefSeq and is a predicted model, not a curated record. Lineage: Eukaryota; Metazoa; Chordata; Mammalia; Primates; Cebidae.
UCUGGGGAGAGCAGAGUCGGUUGAGUCGCAGCGUUUGGUCAGUUGCACCUUCUGGGUCGCUGGUAGCCGCGGGAGCCGGGUGGGGCCUAGGCGAUGAUCCGGCAUUAACGAGCUGGGGUCGUCCUCCGUGUCAGGUGGCUUGGGGAAAGUGUAGAAGCAACCAAAGAUCAUCUGCUUGACGAGGCCCUUUGCCCUGAACCUCAUGAAGAAAUGAUAGGAGGCAGACAUAUGUGCCUAAGAAGAGCGUUGAGCUCAGAGAAGAGCAACUCGGAGUUUUGGGGGUGUGCUUUCAUUUGUGUACAUCAAUGGCAGAAUCUUCGAGCGAAUCCGAUCACUUCCGCUAUCGUGACCGAUUGAGUGCAUGGGCUGCCAGAUCAACUCACAGGGGAACUCGAAGUCUUCCUACAGUAGAAGUUACUGAGAAGGUCAACACUAUAACAAGUACUUUACAGGAUACCAGUCGGAAUCUGCGACAAGUGGACCAGAUGCUUGGACGAUACCGAGAAUACAGUAAUGGACAGGCGGGCGCUAUAGAACAUUUAAAAGAAAGCUUGGAACAAUCAAUCGACCAACUGCGGAGUCAACGUUUAUUGAGAAACUCAGGAGGGAGAAGUGUUUCUGUUACAAGUUUGAGUGCAAGUGACCUUGAUGGUGGCACUGGGCCAGAGAGCCAUCGUUUUCCACCUACCUCACCUCUCAAGGACUAUGGAGAUACACAGGGUAUUAAACGAAUGAGAGCCAGAGCUGGUGUCCGGUUUGUUCAAGAGACUGAUGAAAUGGCUCAGCUUCAUGCUUUUCAUCAGUCUCUUCGAGACCUCAGCAGUGAACAGAUUCGCCUUGGAGAUGAUUUCAACAGGGAGCUUUCCAGAAGGAGCCGGUCGGAUGCUGAAACAAAAAGGGCCUUGGAAGAAUUGACUGAAAAACUUAAUGAAGCCCAGAAACAAGAAGUGGUUUCAGAUCGGGUGGAGCGGCGGCUUCAGGAACUAGAGAGAGAGAUGCGUACAGAAAGGGAGUUGGUGGAAAGACGCCAGGAUCAACUGGGACUCAUGUCCCUGCAGCUACAGGAGGCAUUGAAGAAACAAGAAGCUAAAGCAGAUGAGAAUGAAGGGGCCAUAAAAAAUAAGCUAAGACAAACUGAAACUGAGAAGAAUCAACUUGAACAGGAAUUGGAGUUAUCUCGAAGGUUAUUGAACCAAUCAGAAGGCAACAGAGAAACACUUUUGUAUCAGGUAGAAGAACUGCGUACACAACUUACGAAAGCAGAGGGUGAUCGAAAAGGUUUACAGAAUCAAGUAUCUCAGAUUUCCAAGCAACAGUCAAACUAUCAGGAUGAACAAGGGGAGGACUGGAGGUUUAGGAGAGGGGUUGAGCGGGAAAAACAGGAUCUGGAGAAGCAGAUGUCAGAUUUGAGAGUGCAGCUGAACUUCAGUGCAAUGGCGUCUGAGUUAGAGGAAGUGAAACGGAGCAUGGAGCGAAAAGACAGGGAGAAAGCACAUCUGGCAGCACAAGUAGAGAAUUUAACACGUGAACUGGAGAAUGGGGAAAAACAGCAACUGCAGAUGUUGGAUCGACUUAAGGAGAUCCAGAAACACUUUGACACAUGUGAGGCUGAGCGCAAGCAUGCUGACCUUCAGAUCUCAGAGCUGACUCGCCAUGCAGAGGAUGCAACCAAGCAGGCUGAGCAGUACCUCAGUGAGCUCCAGCAGUCAGAGGCCCUGAGAGAGGAGGCGGAGAAGAGGAGGGAAGACCUGAAACUGAAAGCUCAAGAAUCCAUUAGGCAGUGGAAGCUUAAACACAAGAAGUUAGAGCGAGCAUUGGAGAAACAAUCCGAAACUGCUGAUGAACUGACAGACAAGAAUAACCAGAUUUUGAAAGAAAAGGAUGAAUUGAAAAGCCAACUGUACGCAGCAUUACAACAAAUAGAGAAUCUUCGAAAGGAAUUGAAUGGUGUCCUAACGAAGCGUGCCCUUCAGGAGGAGGAGCUUCACUCUAAGGAGGAGAAACUAAGUGCUAUUAAGGCUCAUCAAGCUGACCUUGAGUUGGAAGUCAAGAAUUCGCUGGACACCAUCCAUAGACUAGAAAGUGAACUGAAAAAGCAGAGUAAGAUCCAAAGCCAGAUGAAAGCUGAGAAAGCUCAUUUGGAGGAAGAAAUUGCAGAGCUCAAGAAGAGCCAGGCCCAGGACAAAGCUAAGCUUCUUGAGAUGCAAGAGUCCAUCAAGGACCUGAGUGCCAUCCGAGCAGAUCUCGCUAAUAAAUUGGCUGAGGAAGAGAGAGCCAAGAAAGCAGUGCUUAAGAACCUUUCUGACCUCACUGCACAGGCGAAAUCCAGGGAUGAAGAGACAGAUACCAUCAUCACACAGUUAAAGCUGGAACGAGACGUGCACCAGAGGGAGCUGAAAGAUCUCACAUCAUCGUUGCAGAGUGUGAAAACGAAGCAUGAACAAAAUAUCCAGGAGCUGAUGAAGCACUUUAAGAAAGAAAAGAGUGAGGCUGAGAAUCAUAUCAGGACAUUGAAGGCUGAAAGUUUAGAAGAGAAGAAUAUGGCUAAAGUUCAUCGUUGUCAGCUGGAGAAGUUGAAAUCACAGUGUGACAGACUGGCAGAGGAAUUAACCCAGAAUGAAAAUGAGAACAAAAAACUGAAGCUAAAAUACCAGUGUUUGAAGGAUCAACUAGAAGAAAGGGAAAAACAUAUAAGCUUUGAAGAAGAGCACUUAAGGAGGAUCGAAGAGGCCAGAUUGCAGCUCAAGGAUCAACUUCUUUGCUUGGAGACUGAACAGGAAUCCAUUCUUGGUGUGAUAGGAAAGGAAAUUGAUGCAGCUUGUAAAACAUUCUCCAAGGACUCUAUGGAAAAAUUAAAAGUUUUUUCAUCUGGUCCUGAUAUACAUUAUGACCCACAUCGCUGGUUAGCAGAAAGCAAGACUAAACUUCAGUGGCUCUGUGAGGAACUGAAAGAAAGAGAAAACAGAGAGAAAAAUCUGCGACACCAGCUGACGCUCUGCAGACAACAACUCAGGAAUUUGACUGAAAACAAGGAAUCUGAGCUGCAGUGUCUGUUUCAACAGAUAGAAAGGCAGGAGCAGCUUCUGGAUGAAAUACAUCGGGAGAAGAGAGAUCUACUAGAAGAGACCCAAAGAAAAGAUGAAGAAAUGGAAUCUCUGCAGGACCGUGUAAUUGCAUUAGAAACGAGUACCCGAGUGGCCUUGGACCAUCUGGAGUCUGUGCCCGAGAAACUGAGCCUACUAGAAGAUUUCAAAGACUUCAGAGAUUCCUGCAGUUCAUCUGAGAGAAUUGAUGGAAGAUAUUCUAAAUACAGUGUUCGCAGAAAUGCUCUUCAGCAUCACCGAGAUGACACCAAGUACAGAACCAAAAGUUUCAAAGAUGACAGAAUCUUUCCGGAAGGUUCCCACGCUCAUGGGUUAGAUCACUCAUCGUCUUGGCAGGAUCACAGUCGCUUCCUGUCUAGUCCAAGAUUUUCAUACUUGAACUCAUUUACCAAAAGAACUGUUGCUCCAGAUUCAGCUUCAAUCAAGGAAGAUGCCACAAUGAAUGAAACAAGUUCACAACCCAAAAAAGAGGAAUAUGAGAACUAAAAAAGCAAAUAGGGCGUUUUAAAUAGCAUUUCCAGGAAAAGAAGACUGGAAGUCUGCUUGCUGUCAACCACACUACACUGCUUAAAUCUCAUGCAGCUUUGAAGAUGCAUCAGGUUUUUCUAUGCGUAUCUUCUCUGUAACCGAAAAGACAGAACAAAGAGCAGCCCGGUGGGGUUAGAUGCUGGGGGAUUAAGCAAUAACUCACUCCAUUUUCUGUUUCUACACUCCAGCCACUGCCAAGUGAUUUUUAAAAAAUUUAAAUCCUUUUCUGUCCUAACAAAUACAGGGUAUACUCUACCAAAAGAGUGCUCUGCUAGUAAAAAGUGGUUUUUGAGUCAAGUAGAAAAAAGAGGGGGAAAAAAACAUGGGUGUCAGAUAAAGCUGAAGUGUCCAGGAAGAGAGGGAGGAAUGGGGAGCUUUUCUUUCAAGUGUCCUAUUAAAAUGUGUGAGUGGAAGUGAGGGUGGAUUUCAUGAGUAAAUAUGGAAUUGUGCCACCAAAUUCUUUCCUCCAGAGCUAAUAUUCUCAUGGGAUAUUAAUAUUAAUACAAGGAAAAAGGCCCUGGGUGAAGAAAAAUUCUUUUCCCCUUCAGGGGCAGAGUUCUCUCAGGAUGACAGUGAAGUUAAAGAGUUCCAGAAAGUGCUAGUAGAGCUUUGAGCAUGCUAUCAUUAGCAGAGAGAAAAACAGACUACAACAGGAUUCAUUUUGGAAAGUAAAGAAAAAGGAACCCAGUAAAACCUAAAGCCUAGGCAAGGACCUUUUCCCUGCCUUAGAACUUGCUAAGCUUUCCAUAGUGUGUGGGCCUUUUAGUUAUACUCAUUAUUCUGGCCUAAUUCAGGUCACCAAAAUAGAAAUGCAUGGGACAAGUGACUGACAUGACCACAUUGUGGUUUAGAUAUAUUGAUAACACAGGAAGGUGCUUUACAUUUUAUAAAUGUGAUCAUAAUUCUUUUAUUUACAGUUUAUCUGAAUCGUUCUUUUGGGACAUGUUAAAAGAGCAAGAUAAAAACAUGGAACUUUUUCCUCAAGCGACUUAGUGGAUAACUAAAUGUCCAGUUUCAAAAACUUGUACUUUUGAAAUACUUUUAUACUUAUAAAAGCCCAAAGAAAAUAUGGGCCACGUAACUAUAAUGUAAUUUUUCCAAGGUAGGAAAGGAAAUUAAUUACAAAAUACUGUACUAUUAGAAUAUAUGGAUUUUCAUAAGAGCAGCUGUUAUUUCACUGUUUACAUUAUUUUAGGUCCUAGUUUUCUGUUGUGGAGGUGUGUUAAUGAGUUCCUUGUUUAAUUUAUUCCCAUUCUCUAUAUUUCUGAUUCUUAAUUGUAUAAUGUGGCUUAUAUUCAUUUUUUUGACAUGAUAGGAAUGCCAGCAAUGUGCCUUUCAUUUUCUUACGCUUAAAAAAUAAAAAAUAAUAAACAUUAAAAUGUAAAAUCA